Messenger RNA from Diatraea saccharalis (sugarcane borer), 1520 nucleotides. The record is from the annotation of a GenBank genome assembly. NCBI's taxonomy places the organism in Eukaryota, Metazoa, Arthropoda, Insecta, Lepidoptera, Crambidae.
GUCAUGUCGAUUGCUUUGACGUGUAUGAAAAGAUUUUUCAAUUUAUUUUCUGAUUCGCAAAUAAUGACAAGGAAAAAGUAAUUGGUUCCUCUAAAGUCCUUUUCUGUAACACAGAUAUUAGUUUGUUAAUGUAAAGUGUAGUAUAAUAAUUAAAAAUGGUUCUUAUGACAAUGAUUGCAAGAGUGGUGGACGGACUCCCUUUAGCCGCAACUAUGCAGGAAGAUGAACAGAGCGGCUGCAAUGUUCUGGAGUACCAGAACCAGGCAAAAAUGCUGUUUAGGAAACUAGGCCCACAGUCACCGCUGCGCUGUUCCAUCGAAACAGGCCCUUAUCUUUUCCAUUAUUUGAUUGAAAAUGAAAUCUGCUAUUUAGUGUUGUGUGAACGCAACUACAGUAAAAGGCUAGCAUUUAGCUACCUAGAAGAAAUUGCACAAGAGUUUUAUCAACAAUACGGAAAAAGGGUGAACACAGUGACUCGACCUUAUACAUUCAUAGAGUUUGAUACGUGGAUGCAGCGAGCACGUAAACAGUAUGGGGAGGGGGGGGCUCGCGCGCGUCGAGCCGGUGCCGCAGCACAACUCGGCGGACAGCUGGGCGACGUGCAGCGCAUCAUGAUGCAGAACAUUGACGACGUACUACAGCGUGGCGCUGUUUUAGCUGAACUGGACACAAAGACGCAGAACCUGUCCAUGAUGUCACAGAAGUACAAGAAAGAUGCCACAUACUUAAAUACUAAAUCUAUGCUUGUGAAGGCGACGGCUGGUGCAGUAAUAUUACUUGUAUUUGUAUUGUACUUCUGGGUUCUUUAGGCUGAAGCUAAAGCCUCCAGAAAAUUCGUGGGGUACACGGAAACUCACUAGUGUUGGUUAGAGCUGUUAUAAUAUUUUAUGCAGAAAUAUUAUCUAAAAUAACCCCUAAAAUCAAUAUGGUACUUGCCUUAUAAGAAUUUUAUUUUAUUACUCCUUGUUUCUCAGACUUGACAAUUCUAUAAGUGCAUUUAUGAGUCUCUAUCUCUAUUUUUAAAAGUAAAACUAGCCAAAAUGUAUAACCAUUUAUAAUUUCAAAUAUUUUGCAGCUGAUUUUAGGAGCAGCACCAAAUGCCUCUUAUUUUCAUAUUACUUCAAUUAAACUUGUACAUAAAUAAAUUUACAUACAUUAAGCUCUUCCCUGUUUAAAUGAAUACAGAAAAUGUGUUUCUCAAGAGUUAUGGAGAUGUUGAAGCAUGAUUUAAUCAAAUAAAUUGUGGGGAUAAGCAUUCCAAUAAACCUAUCAUAUGAGUGUGAAUUAAUUGAAAUACUACAUAAGCCAUCAACAAUAGAUGUUAAAAUUCAUAUUCAUACAACUUUGCAAGCUAAUUUUUCUUUAGAUGUGAUCAUCUGUAGUCUAAAUAAUUUUAAAUGCCAAUAUAAUUUUUAUAAAAAAGUCCACAUCUGUGGUUGGUGAUGGAGUGUUGUAAAUUUUAUCACAUAUUGUUAUUAUUAUACUAUUUAUUUAAGAUUUAAUAAAUAUGCAUUCUUUUC